Molecule: messenger RNA, 1027 nt
Organism: Triticum aestivum (bread wheat)
Lineage: Eukaryota; Viridiplantae; Streptophyta; Magnoliopsida; Poales; Poaceae
Product: protein synthesis inhibitor II-like
Exons: 2
Coding region: 42-914 (290 amino acids)
Biological process (GO): negative regulation of translation
Molecular function (GO): rRNA N-glycosylase activity
Source: RefSeq, a predicted model, not a curated record
CCCUCUCGCUUAAUAGCCAGUCUCAUCUUAGCUUCAUAUACAUGGCGGCAAAGAUGGCGAAGAACGUGGACAGGCCGCUCUUCACCGCGACGUUUAACGUCCAGAGCAGCUCUGCCGACUACGUCACCUUCAUCACUGGCCUCCGCAACAAGCUCAGCAACCCCGACCACUUCUUCCACAACCGCCCCGUGCUGCCGCCGAUCGAGCCCAAGGUCCCGCCGAGCCGAUGGUUCCACAUCGUGCUCAAGACAUCGCCGGCCAGCACCGGGCUCACGCUCGCCACCCGCGCCGACAACCUCUACUGGGAGGGCUUCAAGAGCAGCGAUGGAACCUGGUGGGAGCUCAUCCCCGGCGCCACCUAUGCAGGGCCGGCCCUGAGGGGGGGGGGGGCCUGCACCUAUGUCGGGUUCGGCGGCACCUACCGCGACCUCCUCGGUGACACCGACAAGCUGACCAACGUCGCUCUCGGCCGGCAGCAGAUGGCCGACGCAGUGACCGCGCUCCACGGGCGCACCAAGGCUGACAAGACCUCCGGCCCGAAGCAGCAGCAUGCGAGGGAGGCGGUGACGACGCUGCUCCUCAUGGUACACGAGGCCACGCGGCUCCAGACCGUGUCGGGGUUCAUGGCCAGCCUGCUGCACCCCAAGGCGGUAGAGAAGAAGAGCGGGAAGAUCUCCAAUGAGCUAAAGGCCCAGGUGAACGGGUGGCAGGACCUGUCCGAAGCGCUGCUGAAGACGGACGCGAAGCCCCUGCCGGGGAAGUCGCCAGCGAAGUUCACGCCGAUCGAGAAGAUGGGCGUGAGGACGGCGGAGCAGGCGGCCGCCACGUUGGGGAUCCUGCUGUUCGUCCAGGUGCCGGGUGGGAUGACGGCGGCCCGGGCGUUGAAGCUGUUUCAUGCGAGUGGGGGGAAAUAGAUAGUUAUGCAGGUAUAUCUGCAUGAGUAUUGUAUAAGUCGAAUAAACAUGUCACGGAGUGACUGAAUGAUAUAAAUAAAUAAAUAUGUCACAGAGUGACUGAAUGAUAUAAA